This is a messenger RNA of Strigops habroptila (Kakapo), 696 nucleotides long. RefSeq names its product craniofacial development protein 1-like. The coding region runs from base 1 to 696 and encodes 231 amino acids. The transcript is spliced from 6 exons. The record is from RefSeq and is a predicted model, not a curated record. Lineage: Eukaryota; Metazoa; Chordata; Aves; Psittaciformes; Psittacidae.
AUGAAAUACCAUGUUGCUUCACCAAAGAGGAAGAAAGGAGGUCUCUUGCUAGAGCUGGAUGAGAAAGAGGAAGAAAAGGCUCAGCAAAAUGAAGAGGAGGAGGAGGAAGUGGAUAAUGUAGAGCAGGUGAAAAGAAGAAGAGAAAAAGAAAUAAAAAAGAAAGAGGAUGCUCUUUGGGCCAGCUUCCUUAGCGAUGUGGGACAGAAACCCAAAGCAGUGGCUGCCACUCAGGCUGAGAAGGCUGAAGGAGAGAAGAGUGGGAACAAGCUUCAGAAGAAACCAAAAGAUUCAGGAAAAGUGACAAUCACCAAAAUAUUUGAUUUUGCUGAUGAGGAGGUCAGAGUGACUAAAGAAGUGGACUCCACCUCAAAAGAAGCUAAAGCUUUUCUGAAGCAGCAAGAGAAAUGGCAGUCAGCAGCUCCAUCUUCCCUCCCAACAGUCUCUGGGGUGAAGAGGCCAAGUGGUAUGAGCAGCCUCCUGGAGAAGAUUGGCUCCAAAAAGCAGAAGAUGAGCACAUUGGAGAAAUCUAAACUGGACUGGGAGAACUUCAAGGAGGAGGAGGGGAUUGUGGAAGAACUGGCGAUCCAUAACCGAGGGAAAGAUGGGUACAUCGAGAGGAAAGCAUUUCUGGAGCGCGUGGAUCACAGGCAGUUUGAAAUCGAACGCGACCUCAGACUGAGCAGGAUGAAGCCCUGA